AUGGCGGACUACCUCAUCAGCGGCGGCACCCGCUACCAGCCCGAGGAUGGGCUCACCGCACAGCAGCUCUUUGCCAGCGCUGACGACCUCACCUACAACGAUUUCCUGAUUCUCCCAGGAUUCAUAGACUUCCUAGCUGGUGAGGUGGACCUGACCUCAGCCCUGACCCGGAAGAUCACGCUGAAGACGCCACUGAUCUCCUUUCCCACGGACACUGUGAUAGAGGCCGACAUGGCCAUCGCGAUGGCUCUGAUGGGAGGUAUUGGUUUCAUUCACCACAACUGCACCCCAGAGUUCCAGGCCAACAAGGUGCAGAAGGUCAAGAAGUUUGAACAGGGCUUCAUCACAGACCCUGUGGUACUGAGCCCCUUGCACACUGUGGGUGAUGUGCUGGAGGCCAAGAUGCGGCAUGGCUUCUCUGGCAUCCCCAUUACUGAGACCGGCACCAUCGGCAGCAAGCUGGUGGGCAUCGUCACCUCCCGAGACAUCGACUUCCUUGCUGAGAAGGACCACACCCUCCUCAGUGAGGUGAUGACGCCAAGGAUGGAGCUAGUGGUGGCUCCAGCAGGCGUGACGUUCAAAGAGGCAAAUGAGAUCCUGCAGCAUAGCAAGAAAGGGAAGCUGCCUGUUGUCAAUGAUCAUGAUGAGCUGGUGGCCAUCAUCGCCCGCACGGACCUGAAGAAGAACCGAGACUACCCUCUGGCCUCCAAGGAUUCCCACAAGCAGCUGCUAUGCGGGGCAGUUGUGGGCACCUGUGAAGAUGACAAAUUCCGCCUGGGCCUGCUCACCCGGGCGGGCGUCGAUGUCAUAGUCUUGGACUCGUCCCAAGGGAACUCGGUGUAUCAGAUUGCCAUGGUGCAUUACAUCAAACAGAAGUACCCCCACCUCCAGGUGAUUGGGAGGAAUGUGGUGACAGCAGCCCAGGCCAAGAACCUGAUUGACGCUGGUGUGGAUGGGCUGCACGUGGGCAUGGGCUGCGGCUCCAUCUGCAUCACCCCGGAAGUGAUGGCCUGUGGUUGGACCCACGGCACUUCUGUGUACAAGGUGGCCGAGUAUGCCUGGCGUUUUGGUGUGCCCAUCAUAGCUGAUGGCGGCAUCCAGACCCUGGGGCAUGUGGUCAAGGCCCUGGCCCUUGGAGCCUCCACAGUGAUGAUGGGCUCCCUGCUGGCCGCCACCACGGAGGCCUCCGGUGAAUACUUCUUCUCAGACGGGGUGCCGCUCAAGAAGUAUCAGGGCAUGGGCUCUGUGGAUGCCAUGGAGAAGAGCAGCAGCAGCCAGAAACGAUACUUCAGCGAGGCGGAUAAGGUGAAGUUCGCGCAGGGUAUCUCGGGCUCCAUCCAGGACAAAGGGUCCAUUCAGAAGUUCGUGCCCUACCUCAUAGCGGGCAUCCAGCACAGUUGCCAGGAUAUCGGGGCCCGAAGCCUGGCUGUCCUUCGGUCCAUGAUGUACUCAGGAGAGCUCAAGUUUGAGAAGCGGACCGUGUCGGCCCAGAUCGAGGGUGGCGUUCAUGGCCUGCACUCUUACGAGAAGCGGCUGUACUGAGGAGAGUGGUGGAGGCCGAGGUGGUUGAAGGGGCGUGCCCCGCUUUCCCCCUUCGGGCACAGCCUCCCUCCGUAACUGAGUGAUCCACAGAUUUACACUAUGGGUUCCCCAGCUCCUUUCCAGGGAGAGAGGACCGGAGGCCCUGAGGGUACUGUUGCCCCUCGCUGGGCAUCCCCCACAGAGUCAGGACCGCUCCCUGGGCCAGGCUGCCCUGGGAAGCCCAGCCCAGCCAGCCAGGCUCUCAGGCCCUGCGCCUGCCUCAGGUCUUUCUUGCUGCAGCCUGCUCCAGCCUGGCCCCCACCCCAGGGGCAGGCCGCCCCUCCUGGCUUCUCCUGUAGGACACCUCCCUGCCCCCCAGCUCCCCAAGAAAUGGUGCUCUCCUGGCCCUGCCUCUGGCCCUUCCCAGGCUGCUGCCCCCUCAGCCAUGUGGCACUUCUGAGCUCCUGACCUAGGCCAGCGGGAGGUCUCUGCCCGCUUCUCCGGCACUGGGCUCCAAUUGAGUCCUGCUCCUCAGGCCACUCCCCUGUCCCUGGCCCUGGGGAGGACACUGCCCUGGUCAUGGCCACCUGCCCAUCGUUCCUGACUCACCACCGUCCCCAGGUGUGCCAUUCCUGCCCUCUCCUCAGCUGCAGUUUAAGGCUUUAACUUUGCACACUUUGGGAUCACAGUUGCGACAUUGUGGGUAUUAAAUAAUUGGAAUAAAUCAAGCAGAUCUCAACGCCUCCAAAAAAAAAAAAAUCUAGAAUAGGCAAAUUCAUAGAGACAAAGCCAAAUAGAAGUUACUAAAGAGACAAAGCCGAAUAAAAGUUACCAAAGGCUAGGGAGAGGGGAGAAUGGGGAGUUAAUGCUUAAUGGGUACCGAGUUUCUGUUUGGGUUUAUGAAGUUUUGGAAGCAGGUAGUGUGAAGGUUGCACAACAUUGUGAAUGUACUUAAUGCAAUUGAAUUGUAUGCUGAAAAUGGUUAA
Molecule: messenger RNA, 2507 nt
Organism: Pan troglodytes (chimpanzee)
Lineage: Eukaryota; Metazoa; Chordata; Mammalia; Primates; Hominidae
Product: inosine-5'-monophosphate dehydrogenase 1-like
Biological process (GO): GTP biosynthetic process
Cellular component (GO): cytoplasm
Molecular function (GO): IMP dehydrogenase activity
Source: RefSeq, a predicted model, not a curated record